AUGGAGAUCACGGCCUUGAGCAGAUACAUCAGCCCAGUGAAACCUGCUGUCAUCCCCCAUCUGACCAUGGUUCUGUUGGCCCUUGGUAUGUUCUUUGCCCCCUGGUUCUUCAUUUAUGAGGUUACCUCCACCAAGUACACUCAGGGUAUCUGUGAAGAGCUCCUCAUCUCCUUGGGGGCCGCGCUCCUCAUGUGCUUUGGAGUCCUCUUUCUGCUGCUUUGA
This is a messenger RNA of Mustela lutreola (European mink), 222 nucleotides long. Its product is annotated as transmembrane protein 258-like. Gene Ontology annotation, biological process: protein N-linked glycosylation. The coding region runs from base 1 to 222 and encodes 73 amino acids. The transcript has a single exon. NCBI's taxonomy places the organism in Eukaryota, Metazoa, Chordata, Mammalia, Carnivora, Mustelidae. Gene Ontology annotation, cellular component: membrane-bounded organelle. The record is from RefSeq and is a predicted model, not a curated record.